AUGACCUAUCUGCAGAAUCAACAUCAUCGCAACGAUUCUCCAGGUCCUGAAAAAGUGCGCCAAGAGACUAGGACGACUACAAUUUCUACGACUACGACAACUGCUUCGACCAUGCCUAUUCUCACUUCUGAUUCAGAGCCAACUAUGUAUAGUUCGCACAAAGCAACAGCCCUGCACUACAGUGGUCGGUCGGGUCAUGGCAACUCAACUAAGCACAGUAAUCUUGAAUUAGACAAUGGUACUCAUCACAAUGGACGGUCAACCAACAAUAAUCGAUCUUCCUCACAGUCAUCCAACUCGUCGUUUAAUGGUCAGACCCUGAACCAUAAGAGUAGUCAACAUGGCCCGAACACCAAUAAGACUGGCGGUUUGGUUGGUGGUAGCUCGGGCUUCACCAGCCAUGAUAAUGGCUCGAAUUCAUCGUUACCUCCUGGAAAGACGAGUGGGGACCGAGAGAGACUGAGGUCGAAUCCACACGAACACUCGGACUACUCGAGCGGUGCUCACAGUUGGCCUAUUCUCUUCGCCGUGAUUCCACCGUUGGGCGCGCUUGUCUUUGGAAAAGCGGAUAUCUUUAGCGACAUUCUUACACUGAUUCUAAUCGCUUUCUUUCUUUAUAACAUCAUCAAAGUUCCAUGGGAGCUGUACUAUGCUGCCAGAACGAGGAGAGUAUUGUUGACAUCUGUGAGUGCCAAUGCUUCUUUCGAUCCUCUCCUAGAACAGAGACGACAGAGCGCUGCCGCCAGUCUUCGUCGCCAAGAAUUCUUCUCGCUCUUGCUCGUCCUGGCUUCUCCUUUUCUCGGAGGCUAUACUCUGCAAUAUCUCAAAACCUUUUUUUCAUCAUAUGAAAACUAUCUUUCGGCACUUAACAUUGAGCUUUUCAUUAUUGCAUCUGGUAUCAGACCCCUCACGCACCUGAUCAGUCUAUUGAAGUCACGUGCAUUACAUUUGCAAGAACAGAUUCAUUACCCAAAUACAGAGGUGGAGCUGCUGAAAAGGAAGGUCGCAUCGAUUGAAGCUGAGCUUUCACAACUGCGACGCGCUUUUGCCACAAAACACGAUGUUCUGAAGGUUCAGGAUAGUGUCGAGCCAACUCUUCAUCAGCUCACGAAGCAGAUCAAGCGUCAUGACAAGAAAGAGAACAUCCUCCGAUCAUACACUGAGGAACGCUUCGCGAGCAUUGAUGAAAAGUUACGCGAGUAUGAUACUAUUCUGGCCUAUCGCAUCACGGAGGAGCAACACCGCUCCAGUCUACUGUUCUUGCCUAUCAAUAUUUUGGUGGCUAUGCUGAGUUACUGCACGUUUUUCCUUCCGCAGCGAUUGACCGGUAUUACGGGAACAAAACAACAACCUAUGCUCAAGAACGCUCCAACUCCAGCAGCCAUUAGUGACGGUGCCACGAACGAAACUAUUCAGAAUGGUGGCCAGCAGCAGUAUUCUUCCAAGUCUUUCCUGAACAGUCGUCAGCCUUCGCACAAUCCCAUCACGUCGACAAGAGAGACGGCGCGUCUCUAUUGA
Lobosporangium transversale is the source of this 1518-nucleotide messenger RNA. RefSeq lists its product as hypothetical. The transcript is spliced from 2 exons. The record is from RefSeq and is a predicted model, not a curated record. Bases 1 to 1518 code for a protein of 505 amino acids. Lineage: Eukaryota; Fungi; Mortierellomycota; Mortierellomycetes; Mortierellales; Mortierellaceae.